AUGAUCCUCUCCACUGCAGCCAGUUUCUGGACCUCUACCAUGAUCCUUCUAUAUCUGCACUCAGGUGACUGUGCAGAGAUCAUUGGUGGAAAGGAGGUGAAGCCUCACUCCUUACCCUACAUGGCUCUACUGGAGGACAACAAAGGAAACAAAAUGUGUGGAGGAAUCCUGAUCCACCAGCAAUGGGUCCUGACUGCAGCCCACUGUACUGACAUCAACAAGGUGUUUCUAGGGGUCCACUCCAUCAAACAGGAGGAGAAGGACACUAGACAGGUCCGUAAGGUUAAAGGUCGCGUCCCUCAUCCCUGUUAUGACCCCGGAUUCAAUGUCAACGACAUCAUGCUGUUGAAGUUGGAUAAGAAAGUAAAGCUGACUACGGCAGUGAGACCUCUAGCGUUACCUGUCCCUCUGGCAGACGUCCAAGCAGGGACCGCCUGCUCAGUGUCUGGAUGGGGAGCCACCGAGAACAAUGCUAAAACCAUGUCUGACGUCCUGAAAUCUACCAACGUCACCGUGAUCGACAGGAGGAAGUGUAACUCUGCAGACUACUACAACAUGACCCCAAUCAUCACCUACAACAUGCUGUGUGCCGGGUCUGUGGACAAAACCAGGGUGGACUCAUGUCAGGGAGACUCCGGUGGCCCGUUGGUGUGUGGAGGUGAACUAAGGGGACUCGUGUCGUUCGGUACAAAAUGUGGCAUCAAGACCAAACCUGGGGUGUACACACUCAUAUCAAAAAUGUACCUUGAUUGGAUCAACAAAACCAUGAGGAAGUCACUGAUUGACUGA
Molecule: messenger RNA, 789 nt
Organism: Salvelinus namaycush (lake trout)
Lineage: Eukaryota; Metazoa; Chordata; Actinopteri; Salmoniformes; Salmonidae
Product: granzyme A-like
Exons: 5
Coding region: 1-789 (262 amino acids)
Biological process (GO): proteolysis
Molecular function (GO): serine-type endopeptidase activity
Source: RefSeq, a predicted model, not a curated record